UGGGCUGACCGGGUUAUAAAACCUGAAAGGGUUCAACCGGAGCCCACUAAAGAUCUUGAGGACGCCUGCGAGAAACUUCUCAAGGGUGAUCUUGUGACCGGGAAACCUUAUGCCUAUGGUGGCUGGGUAUUCCGGCUAGCUAACCCGGAUGGGGGUGCGUCUGCGACCCAUGACGCUGAGGAUAACCAGGCUGAUUCCCCGGAUGGUCACGCUGAGGCCGGCUCUCCUCAUCCAGACAUGAACUUCAACAGGAUGACCACCAUCAUUGAGGAUGACGACGAUGAUGUCCAGGUCCUCCACUCCAACCGGUCUCCUCUCUCUAACUCUCCUGGAAUGGAUGGGGCCACAAGUGCCCGGUGUAGCCCUAUCCAUGAGCAGAGCCAGAAGCUGAAAUCUCCUUCAGCUAGGCAUCACUCUGAGGUUGACCGGGCUAAUCCCCCCAAAUUCCCGGUCCAUUCAGGUGCUAAAGAGGUCGGUGCAUCUUCCUCUUCAAAAGCCAAGGACCAAAAAAGGAAGAGCUCUCAUAAGAGUUCCAGGGGAGGCAAGAAGAGGAAGAUUAGCUUAUCAGACAGGGAGGGGGAAACCAUCGAAGAAGCCUUCCUAUCCCUGGCCAAAAAACUCAGCAAG
This is a messenger RNA of Cuscuta campestris, 627 nucleotides long. Lineage: Eukaryota; Viridiplantae; Streptophyta; Magnoliopsida; Solanales; Convolvulaceae. The record is from the annotation of a GenBank genome assembly.